Chrysoperla carnea is the source of this 3345-nucleotide messenger RNA. RefSeq names its product RNA-binding protein 33. NCBI's taxonomy places the organism in Eukaryota, Metazoa, Arthropoda, Insecta, Neuroptera, Chrysopidae. The coding region runs from base 1 to 3345 and encodes 1114 amino acids. The record is from RefSeq and is a predicted model, not a curated record. The transcript has 5 exons.
AUGAGAGUUGAAAAUCAUUGUAUGAUUGAUAAUAGUGCUCUCUACAUUCAAUUUGCUACCAAAAUAACUGCAACAUUGUUAAUUGUCACUAUAUCAUAUGCAGACACCAAUGUAAAAAAAAAUGUGGAACCUGAUCCGAAUCGGGGCAAACGAAAUGUAGAUUACACAGUAACUCAUAAUCCAAAUGGUGGUGGAUCGAGUUUUCGAUUAGAGCGUAGAACUUCGUCUAAUCGACCAGCUGCACCGCCACAACAAGCUCAAAGACGAAUAUCAUCUCAAUAUGGAAAUCAACGGACAUACAACUCCUUGACACGUAGGCAUAGACCCAACACAAUACCACCGUAUGCAGUGCAAAUGGAACCUUUAGUUCAGUACUCUCAACGAGAUCCUUUAUUUGAUGGUCAAAAACCUUUGAGAAAAGACAUUGAAAGUCAUUUUGUUAAUGAUAAUAAAAUAUCGGCAAAAAGUGAUAAUUUUGCAUCUGAAACUCAUUUCCCAUAUGGACCACCAGAACCAGCACAUCAUCAUGUCGAACCACCAGAACCAAUUAUUGAAAUUAUUAUUAAAGAAUCGAAUAUUAGUCUACCACCUCCUCCAACUCUUCCACCGCAACCUCGUAAAAAAGAAUCCGUACAAGUGUUUUAUGUAAAAUACAAAAAGGAUCCUUAUGGUGGUAAAGAUGCUGUAAUUUACGACACACCGAUUCCAGCAGUCACACCUGCAACAAAUCUACACAGUGAAGAAGAAGUAGAGCAUCCUCCUCCUCAAGAACAUUAUCCAGAUUCCUAUGAACCACAACCAGCUCCUCCACCUUCAACAACAUUACGAACUAUUAUCAAACCUGACUCAGAAACAUAUCAUACAGAUAGUAAUGUUCACGUUACGUUCGGAACUGAAGACCAUUAUCAUCAUGAAAAAAGUGAUCAUGAAGGAAAACAUGAAGAAUCUGCACCAAAACCAUCAUUAGUAUUCCCAGAUUCACCGAAUUUAAAAAAUCAACAUUCACUUCAACAAUUGCAACCACAAGCAAGCACACAAGUGCAAAAACGUCAUCCAGCAGCAAAUCAACAAUCACAAUUUAAUGGCAAUAGUUUCCAAAGCGAUUUUUCUUCAUUUAACAACAAUCAACCUCCUCAACCCCCUCAACAACCUCAACAACCUUACUAUCGUCCUUUCCCACAAGCCCAAUACUCAACAAUACAAUUAGGUCCAGUACCAGGGCCACCUUCUUUUCCAAGACCUCAAGGGCCAUUCCAUACUCCCUCAUUCCCGCCAAACCAAAAGUAUUUCCCUAGACCUCCAUUUUAUAAUAAACAACCAUUACCCCCACAAUUUUUAAAUAAUCCAUCAAAUCCGCCUUUUUACCAAGGACUACCUCAUGUACAACAGCGUCAGCCAUUUAAUCAAGGCCCAUCACAACAACCACCACAACCAACUCCAGCAAGUUUCAAUUCCUUUCCACAAAAAACGGAGCCCCCUCAAGUUUAUAAAACAAUUCGAUUGGAGGAGCCAAUUCGACAACCUACUUAUCAAACAAUAAAACAAAAUACACCUCCACAAGAAAUCAGACAUGAAGCAAACAUCAAUAGUCAUAUAAACCAUAAUCGUAAUCCAAUUACCCCUACAAAUCCUACGUUAAACCAACAAAAUUAUCAUGAACAAAGGCUACAAUUUCCACCCAAACAACAACAAUCAUUUCCUCCACAGCAAAAUCCACAACAAUCGUUCCAAUACUUUAAUCAACAUUUGAAUAAAAUACCAAAUGACAAUAGUUUGUCGUCACCUUUCAAUUAUUUUAAUCAACAACAAGAACGUAAUAAAAAUCAACAACAGUCAACUUUCCUUCAACCCAAUCAACAUAUUCCACAAUCUCAACAACCGCAAUCAGGUAACAUUUUACCACAAGGCAGUGUUUUACCACCGGGUGGUGAAUUAUUGAAAUCAAUUCCAAAAUUCGAGCAACAUUUAUCAGUAGCAGUUCCUAAUACACCAACUCCCACUUUUAAACAUCCAAAUUUCCCACAAGAGAAUCCAGAACAUCGCCAAGCUCCAAAUCAUAACUACAAUCCAAAUCCAACACAAACAAUAAAUCAAUUAUCACAUCAACAAAAUCAACAAAAUUUUAAUCAACAAUCAAAACAUCAACAGCAAAAUCAUCAAAGCUUUGAUCAUCAGCAAAAUCAUCCAAACUUUAAUCAACAACAAAAUCGUCAAAACUUUGAUCAACAACAAAGUAAUCAAAAUUUUGACCAACAACAAAAUCAACAAAAUUUCAAUCAACAGCAACAAACCGCUGGAGAUAUCAUACAAUAUUUUAAGAGUACAGAAUUAGAUUAUCGUCAAAAAGCCGAAUCUAGUGAAAAUAGGCCAUCAAGUACGACCACGACGACUACUACAACUACGACCACAGAACAGCCAAUUAACUUCAAUUUACCUGAUGAAGUGCCUGAUGAGUUGAGACAGCAACUAUUAUCAUCUGGUAUCCUAAAGAAUGCUGAUAUCUCUGUAUUAGACUACGAUAAAAUUGGAGAUAUCCCAAUUGAAGCAUUGCCUCCAGAUCAAUUAGCUAACUUCUAUGGUGCCGCAAAAGAACAAGGUAUAUCAGCUAGUGAACCAAUAAGAUCUGUUGUAACUACAAAUGAUUUUGAAAGUUCUGAAUUAUCAGAAGUUCUAUCUCCUCAAGCGAUUAGCAUGAAAGUAGUGCAUUAUGAUGAUAAAUCCUUAGAUGAUGUAUCCAUACCGGAUAAAUAUGUACAAGAUAACGCAACGGAAUUAUCACCAGUAGUUCUAAAUGAUAAAAAGUAUACACGAUACUUACCAUUAAAAGUUAGCGGAGCACAAUUCCCGAUACCAGAUGUUGAUGAAUUACGUGGUAAAAGUAUUACAAGUGUAGUUGUUCUGGCUCCAAUUGACUAUGACUUUUCUCCAAACGAUCAUGUGGAUAGAAUUGAAAGAGAAAUACAAUCUGAUUCAAGAGUAAAUGUUAGCAUGGCAUUGCAAGAAUUAAUAAAAAAUCCUACAACAGAAAAUUUUAAGUUCUGGUUACAGUCUGAGGGACAAAUUUCCAAUGAUAAACAAGCAGUAGUUCUAUUAGAAAUAUUCAUGUAUGACAUUUUAACAAAAUCUGUAAGCCGCUUAGAUGGUGAAUUAUCAACAGCAUUUGUUGAAGCCGCUGAAAGUAAUGUUAAUAGUAGUCCUGAUUUAAAUCAAGAUUUAAUGGAAAUGAAGGAUGUACCAAACAAUUCAUUCACAAUGGAAGAUAAUAAUGAAAAUUUAGCUAGAUCUUCUUCAUCUCAAACGAGGACUAAUCAUCAACAUCAUCAUCGACCCAAUAUGUACCUGUAA